AUGAAGAAAAUAUUUUUUUUAUUACUUUUUAUUUAUCAUAUUUUUGGUGAAAAUUCUUUUAAUCGUAAUAGUACACAUAAAAGAAGAAGAUAUCGUAAAAAACCAAAAUAUGUAUCAGAGGGAGCUUCAUUUUUACCUACAAUUAAACCAUAUACUGAUAAUGUUGAUAAAAUAAUAACAGAAAUAGCUGAUAUUUCUGAUUCAUGUUUUAAAAAAUUUUCUCAUACAACUAUUUUUAAUUCACAAUCUUUUGAAAGAAAAAGUGGAAUUUCAUUAGAUGAAUGUAAAAAAAAUUGUUUUAAAAAUAUUAAAUAUUCAUUAAGAAAAAGAAUUGAUAAAUCAUAUAAAUGUCAAAGUAUUGUUUAUAAUGAAGGAAUUUGUGAUUUAUAUAAUCAUCUCGGUGAUGAGGCACCUUCUAUACUAGUACGCCUCAAUAACAGUCAUUAUUUUGAACCAUCAAUGACAAAAUUAUGUAUUGAAGGAGAAAAAAUAAAUGAAUCUAAAAUAAUUAAAUUAAAAGAAAUACCAAGAAGAAAUCAUAUUUAUAAUUCAAUUGAAGAUCAAAUAAUUGAAAAUUCUUUUCAUCCUAUAAUAAUUGAAACUCCAAGUGAAAUAAGAAGAAAAGAAUCAUUGUUAUCAAAAAGUAAUACAUUAAAAAAAGAUUUUCCACCACCAAGACAUAUAAGUAUGGAUGUUAAAAAAAAAGAUUUUCAAAAAACGUGUGAAUAUGAUAAUAAAGUUGAAAGUUAUUUAAAAGUUUCUGGCUUUGAGUUAUUUGACAACAAUAAAAUUAUCCUUGAAAAUACUAAUUAUGAAGAAUGUGCAAAUAUUUGCAAUUAUAAUAAAAUUAAUGACAAACAAGUCCAAUGUAAAUCUUUUGAUCUAUUUCAAACAACAUGUCUUUUAUCAUCUGAGUCAGCAGUGCCUUUAGGUAAUAAGCAAUUAAAAAAAAAUUUAGCCUCAAAUUAUUAUGAAAAAAUUUGUGUAGAAAAAAAUUUAAUUAAAAAUUGUCAAAAUGUUUUUGAAAGAUAUCCACAAAAGAUACUUGUUGGAUAUGCUGAAAUGGUUUUAGAUUCCUCAACAUUUGAAGAAUGUUUUAAUUCAUGUUUAAAAGCUGAAAAACUUUUUGGUUUUCAUUGUAAAUCAGGAAUGUACUAUUUUGAGGAAAAAACUUUAAAUUGUAUUUUAAAUACAGAAAGUAAAAAUACCCAAACAAUUUUAUUUACAGAUGAGUUAAAUGACAUUGUAGAUUACUUUGAAACUGGUUGCAUUAAUAAUAAGGUAAUAGAAGAUAAUAGGAACCAAAAAGAAUUUAGAAAGGAAGACUUGAUAUUUAAAGAUAAAUCUCAUCCAAAACGAGAUAUGGAUGAAGGAACACUUUUAGUUACGCUUCCAUCUAAAGAAAUGAACAAAGAAUUUUUAAAAAAUAUGAAUCCCAAAUGGAUUGUAGUACAAUAA
Messenger RNA from Strongyloides ratti, 1458 nucleotides. RefSeq names its product PAN-1 domain and Apple-like domain-containing protein. The coding region runs from base 1 to 1458 and encodes 485 amino acids. The record is from RefSeq and is a predicted model, not a curated record. Lineage: Eukaryota; Metazoa; Nematoda; Chromadorea; Rhabditida; Strongyloididae. The transcript is spliced from 3 exons.